Molecule: messenger RNA, 5945 nt
Organism: Xyrauchen texanus (razorback sucker)
Lineage: Eukaryota; Metazoa; Chordata; Actinopteri; Cypriniformes; Catostomidae
Product: endoplasmic reticulum mannosyl-oligosaccharide 1,2-alpha-mannosidase-like
Exons: 14
Coding region: 342-2360 (672 amino acids)
Biological process (GO): N-glycan processing; carbohydrate metabolic process
Cellular component (GO): endoplasmic reticulum; membrane
Molecular function (GO): mannosyl-oligosaccharide 1,2-alpha-mannosidase activity; calcium ion binding
Source: RefSeq, a predicted model, not a curated record
UCUGUCACAUAAACCUUGCCUUGUGCACAGCUGUUUGGCUAUCGACCAGAAUUAAUGCGGAGUAUUUUUGUGUAUACAAACUGACAAUAUUUGGAUAGACAGCAUAAAGCGUUUUAUCGGAGGAGAUACAGAGAUGAUGCUGUGCAGCCUGAUAGCCACUCUUGCUUUCUCACCUACACACUAAAGGCUCUGGACUGACAUCUCAACAUAAAUACUGCUCAAAUAGUGGAUGUGUUGCAUUGGCUGUGAUCUCCCCCUAUUCGUGCUUAUAGAUCUUCGUCCUGAUAAGGAUCAGCAAGCUGUACAGAUAAAGGCUUUUUGAGUGGUGGGCAGUAUUUAAUAUGUACCCACCGCAGAGGAAGGACUUUGUCUCUUUGACACUGGGAGACCAGCAUAGCUACACCAACGGCAAGCACCGCAGACAGUCCUGCUGGAGGAAAUGGAAGCAGCUGUCUCGACUUCAGCGCAGUCUCGUUCUUUUCCUGCUGGCCUUCCUCUUCAUCUGUGGGAUUCUGUCGUACCCCAGUCUUAUGGAGCAGUGGAGAGGUUUCUCUGAUAGAUCAGUGAAGGAGUACUGGGUAGAUAUGGAUAACAGAGGUCUCAGGCCCAUCCCGCCUGGGCUCGUCCCAAAACUCCCAGUGGUGCCUGUCCCUGAGGUCAUCCAGGAUAUCCCACUGGAAGUACUGCCGGAGCUUCAAAGACCAAGUGUUCCAAUCCUCCCCAAACCUCCAGCCAUGAGGAAGCCCCCCAGCAAACGUGGCCCUCCAGCCCUACAGAAGCGAGGGAACGUGACAGACUGGCAGGUGAAAGACAAAGAAGAGCCUGUGGCCAAGAAAGACGAAGAGGAAGGAAAAGAAGCGAAAACAGUUAUUAGCUGGCGUGGGGCGAUGAUAGAGGAAGAGCAGGGGACAGAGCUUCAGCCCACUGCUCAUGGAAAAGAGGCAGAAACACCAGCUGAUUCCGAGGGGGCUACCCCAAAACCAGUUACAGUUAAAAAUGUGGAUCGUGUAGAGGCAGUGCGAGAGGCUUUCAGGCAUGCGUGGAAAGGCUAUAAGGCAUUUGCAUGGGGUCAUGAUGAACUGAAGCCCAUCUCUAAGACUCAUGGAGAGUGGUUCGGCUUGGGUCUCACUCUGAUAGACGCACUGGACACUAUGUGGAUACUGGGCCUGAAGGACGAGUUUGAAGAAGCAAGAAAAUGGGUCGAGACAGAAUUAUCCUUUUCCAAGAAUGUGGAUGUAAAUCUUUUUGAAAGUACCAUCCGUAUUUUAGGGGGUCUCUUGAGCACAUACAACCUGACUGGUGACACUCUGUUUCUGGACAAAGCUAAAGACAUUGGCUCCAGAUUAAUGCCUGCCUUUAAGACCCCAUCAAAAAUCCCCUUCUCUGACGUGAACAUUGGUAAAGGAACGGCUCACCCUCCACGCUGGACCACAGACAGCACUGUCGCAGAAGUGACCAGCAUUCAGCUUGAAUUCAGAGAGCUCAGCAGACUUACUCAUGACCCACAGUACCAGACAGCAGUGGAGGAGGUGACAAGACAGGUACACAAGUUGGAAGGAAAGCAUGAUGGUCUGGUGCCCAUGUUCAUCAACACCAACAGUGGGAAGUUCACACGUCGAGGGGCCUUCACGCUGGGGGCCCGUGCCGACAGUUACUAUGAGUACCUGCUGAAACAGUGGCUACAGGGUGGCAAGAAAGAGACUGAGCUGCUCGAGGACUAUAUUCAGGCUAUAGAGGGUGUCAAAAAGAAUCUCUUGAGACAAACGUCUCUUAGUAAACUGACCUUCAUAGGGGAGCUUUCCAAUGGCCGUCUCAGCCCCAAGAUGGAUCAUUUAGUGUGUUUUCUGCCUGGCACGCUGGCUCUCGGUGCUCAUAACGGUCUGCCUGCUGAUCACAUGGAUCUGGCCCUGCAGUUGAUUGAGACUUGUCAUCAGAUGUAUGUGCAGAUGGAGACAGGCUUAAGCCCUGAGAUCGCUCACUUUAACUUGCAGUACCACAACGGACGAGAUAUAGAUGUAAAGCCUGCAGACAGACACAACUUACUAAGGCCCGAGACUGUGGAGAGUCUAUUCUACAUGUACAGAUUCACCAAGGACAGCAAAUACAGGGACUGGGGCUGGGACAUCCUGCAGAGUUUUAACAAGCACACUAGAGUCCCCAGUGGGGGCUACACCUCCAUAGGUAACGUCCGCGACCCAUUGAACCCCGCACCUAGAGAUAAGAUGGAGAGCUUCUUCCUUGGAGAGACGUUGAAGUAUCUCUUCCUCCUGUUCUCUGAUGACAGAGAGUUGAUCAGUCUGGACAAGUAUGUGUUUAACACUGAGGCCCAUCCACUCCCUAUAUGGCCCUCUACAUCCUGACGAGAGAGACUGGACUCAUAAUGGUCUUGAUGAAGACCUUAACAAGGAAUGAUGCUAGUUUGCAAAGAGAGAGACUCCACUGAGGUUUUGUAUUAGAAGCUCUGCGGAGUUUAUUCUGUUGUGAAUAGACGUGGUGAGUUAUGAACUGACCUUUAACUGUCCACUGAGAUUUUUUAGAAAAUGGUGAGACUUUUUUUCUCAUCUAGAGGGGUUGCACAAGAACAGAUUUGGUGGCGGUGUCACUGACUUUUGGUGGAGAAAAGCUCGGGGUGUCAAGAAAUCAUGUUCUUUAAAGACAACUUGAAUAAUCUCAAACAGUUUGUCAAUAUUCAUUUUCCACUUUGUACAAGAAUUCACUUAUUUAUGAACUCACGGGACGACUGCAAAGAUACUUUUGCAUGUUGGACAAGUUAUUCAGAUUCUCAAAACACUUGGAGGAUGCAUCAGUUUUAGAGGUCUUAUCUUCCAUAUAUGGGACGGAAACAUAAGCGUCACAGCUUCGUAUCACAAUGCAGAUUGCUGAAUUCACACAUUUCACAGUGAAAAAUGCCAAGCAUUUUGUAAAAUGAAGACUUUUAUUUAAUUUUACAUUUAGCUUUCUGUAUGAGUAGAUGGAUGCUCUUGAUUCAAAUGCCUUGCUUUUAUGUUUGCAAGCUGUUAUGAAGGGACACUGUAAAUCAAUUUCUGUUGCCCUUUUGCAAGAGACAAGAUGCAUUUGGGACCGGUUUGAGCUCUUCUAGUUCUUCUAUGGAUGUAUUUGUGUUUUUGUGGCUUGUUUGAAGACCUGCGGGAUUGUGUAUUUUUCUGUUAUUUAAGUUAACUUUAGUGAAAGUUCUGAAGACUACCUGAAGCUUUGCUUGAAUUGCUGUGUUGUAGAUUUGUCAUCAUCAACAGAUUUUGGAGGCUGUUUCACAGCACUGGAUGCUCUGACGCUGCAUUUAGUUCAAACUGAGAUUAAAUGUGUAUAUAUGUUCUUGUCCUAAUUCAAAUUUCACAAAUUAUUAAAAGCUCAACUAAUUGAAAAUGUUGCUUGAAUGAUAAACUUCCAGAUGUCAUAUCAGAGCAUAGUGUUGAUCUAUAUCCACACACUGCCAUCUGUUGCAAAAAUGUAAGACGAUUGUAAAAAGGUUUGCAGAUUUUGAGUUGUAUGACAAAUGGUUAUUUUUUUGAGUGGUCAGACUUUUUGGUAACAUUUUACAGUAAGGUUAAAGGUUAAGAUUAACAAUGAAUAAUACUGAACAAUACUUUAAGAGCAUGUUUUAAUCUUAGUUCAUGCUUAUUUCUACAUGUGCUAUUACAUUUUUAACAUUCAAAGUUGUAUACAUUAACAUUAGUUAAAGGAAUAGUUCACCCCAAACUGAAAAUAAUCAUCAUUUACUCACCCUCAUCCCAUCCCAGAUGUGUAUGACUUUCUUUCAUCUGCUUGACACAAAAGAAGAAUUUUAGUAGAAGUUUUCUGCUCUUUUGGUCCAUACAAUGCAAGUGAAUGGGUGCCAACAUUUUUAUGCACCAAAAAGACAAUAAAAGCAUCAUAAAAGUAUUACAUAUGACUCCAGUGGUUUAAUCCAUAUUUUCAGAAGUGAUAUGAUUGGUGUGGGUGAGAAAAAUAUAAAUAUUUAAGUAAUUUUUUUCUUGAAAUUCUUCUCUGUGCCCAGUAGGGGGCGAUAUGCAUGAAGCCCGUGAAUCACCAAAAAUACAAGAAGAAUGUACAAGUGAUCUGUUUCACACCCACACCUAUCAUAUCGCUUCUGAAGAUAUUGAUGUAACCACUCUAGUCUUAUGGAUUGUUUUUGCGCUGACUUAUAUGAUUUUUGGAGCUUAAAAAUGUUGGCACCCAUUCAUUUGCAUUAUAUAGACCUACAGAGCUGAGAAAUUCUUCUAAAAAUCUUCAUUUAGAAAGUCAUACACAUCUGUGAUGGCAUGAGGGUGAGUAAAUGAUGAGAGAAUUUUCAUUUUCGGGUGAACUAUCACUUUAAUGCACAAUGAACUACUAAAAUAAACUAAUAAUGAACAAUAGUGUAUUUUAUAAAUUAACAUUAACCAGGAUUAAUAAAUACUGUUUAAAAAAAAAAGUAUUGUAGUUUGGUUAGUUCAUAUAAUGUACCUAAUGCAUUUACUAAUGUUAACAAAACCUUAUUGUAAAGUUUCACCAAUGUUUUAUUUUCCAAUAAGAAAACGGCACUUGGAAACUAUUUUCUUGUCAAUUGUCUGCCACCUAGACAAGUUGAGUUUAUUUGUGCUGUAAUUUUUGUGUUGCUCCUAUCAUUUCAACUGUCUGGCCAAACAACAGUUAUCCAAGCAUGAUAUUCGAACCUUCUAAAUCUGUCAGACUAGAGCAAAAUGAUCCUUCAGCUGAAACAAUUCAUUUUCAGGGUGAUUGACAUUUGCAUUACAAUAUGUCUGUUCCAUGACACAACCCUCUUGCAGCUUUUAUUGAUAUGUUGUAAGAAUCUGCAUCACUUGUGCCUUUCGAUUUACAGGAAUCUGGAAUGAUCAGUGUGGUAAUGACAUAUUUCUGACUGAUUGCUUCUCUCGGCACUUUGCUGCAAUCAGCAGUUUGUGAUUACCGCUUGUGCUCGCUAGCAAGUGUUAAAUGAAGGAGCCCAGAGUGGGCACAGAUCUUAUGAGGGUUUGUGAUGGUCAAUGUGUGUUACAUUUAUUAAUAUCCAAGACAAUUGUAUUUAAAACAUUUUGAUAACAUAGAUGCUACCAAACAGGAGCAGGUCUCUGGGCUUGUUGACAUUUGUUAAGUAAAAAAGAUGCUGAUGAUAUGUAAAUGUAAUAAGUUAAGGAAUUAUUAAUAGCAAUUGGAAUUCAUUUGGUUUUGGUUUGAUGGGGGAUGGGGUGGGGGGCUUUAAUUGUGUUGUAUUUUAUUGUUAGAAUAUAUAGUUGUGCUGGGAAAAAAAGGAAAAUGAAGUCACAGGCUUAUCACGCUUAAAUCCAAAUGCUUUUGAGAUUUGAUAUUACCCAAUGAGUUACAUGCUAUGAAAAAGAACAACAUCGGCUUGUCAAAUGUGUGUGCUGACCUGCCUGCAUCCUUUAUGGAAGUAGACCAGAAAUGUAUAUUUUACUGUAUCUGACUUAAAGGUAUAGUUUGCCCCAAAAUGAAAGUUGUGUCAUCAUUUACACACCCUCAUGUUGUUCCAAACCAGUAUGCUUUUCUGUCUUCUGUGGAACACAAAAAUAGAUGUUAGGAAUGUUAGCCUCGUUCAUCAUUCACUUUUACUCUCUUUUUUCUUUACAUUGAAAUUGAAUGGUGAUUGAGCCUGUCAGUCCAUAAAAUUCUGCCUUUUGUGUUGCAUGUAAGAAAUAUGGGGUCAAUUGUUUUUAAAAUUAAAUUACAAUAAAUUAUGACAAUUUUCAUUUUCAGGUGAACUAUUGCUUUAAAUCCCUCAUUCCAUCAUUGUAAAUAGUCUACUGAUUAAAUCCCAUGUCUUGCUGUUGUGGGGUUGCUAUAAGCUCUACAGUAUGUUUAUUUUGUAUUUGCACUUUACAGUUACACUUCAUAUACAGUAGUAACUACUUUUCUGUACAUUCUUAUUGGUUUAACAGCGUUCACUAUGUCACCAAAUAAAAUAAAGUGGA